Molecule: messenger RNA, 345 nt
Organism: Prunus armeniaca (apricot)
Lineage: Eukaryota; Viridiplantae; Streptophyta; Magnoliopsida; Rosales; Rosaceae
Source: the annotation of a GenBank genome assembly
AUGAGCGGAGAAGAUCUCCAGGCCUUAGCACUAGUACAGUUGUGCAAGCUCUUGUUUGCAGAUGAAAAAUUGUUCGGCACUUUCCCGCGCAACUUAGAGAUGUUGGGCCUUCGGUAUGCUUUGGACCUCGGUAGGGCGUUCGAUCUGCAAGAUAGCAAACGCUCGGUAAUACCUAGGGCACCGGUGUGGUACCGGCCGAAGGUUCUCCGAUGCUUAAGUAAGUACGGAUUUGGUAAGAUUGAACUACAGAUCAAUAGGCAGUAUGUCAGUUUCGAUGUGGGACUGUGGACUUCAAUUGUGGGACUGUCACGUGUCCCUAGGGGUGAAGUUGCCCUAAUCGGGUGA